This is a messenger RNA of Manihot esculenta (cassava), 1497 nucleotides long. Its product is annotated as NADP-dependent glyceraldehyde-3-phosphate dehydrogenase. NCBI's taxonomy places the organism in Eukaryota, Viridiplantae, Streptophyta, Magnoliopsida, Malpighiales, Euphorbiaceae. The record is from RefSeq and is a predicted model, not a curated record. The transcript has 10 exons. Gene Ontology annotation, molecular function: lactaldehyde dehydrogenase (NAD+) activity. Bases 1 to 1497 code for a protein of 498 amino acids.
AUGGAGGGGACUAUGAAUGGAGGUGCUGAUUCUAUUAAGGAAGGAGGAAAGAGCAUCGAUAGGGAGCAAGAUUGGCUGGCAGAGAAAGCGGAAAAACGUAUUGAUGAGUUGAAGCCCAUGGUACCUGAUGUUGUUAAAAUCAUCAAAGAAGCUGUCAUGAGAGUUAUUAGAUUUGGUGCCACUCGAGUUAUUGUUAUCGGAAAUUUUUCAAUCGGUUGCAUGCCCAUAUACCUUACAGAAUUUCACUCUAAUGAUUCUAGUGAAUACGAUGAAUUUCAUUGCCUCAAGGGACUGAAUAACUUUGCAAUGUAUCACAAUGAACAACUCUGGCAAGAAAUUAAAGAAUUGGAAGAAGAGAAUCCAAAAGUGAAGAUAGUAUAUGGGGAUUACUACAAUGCCUACAUGUGGAUUUUGAGGAAAGCUGCAUUGCUUGGUUUUGAUCCAAAAUCACUGCAAAAAGCUUGUUGUGGGAGUGGAGGCGAUUAUGAGUUUAGUCUUAAUAGAAUGUGUGGGGCUCCUAAUCAACUGGGCCAAGGGGAAUUGUUUGGGGAGAUAGAGUUGAGGGUGGAAAGAGUAUUAGAAGGAGAUAUUGAGGCAAAUGUGGAUGCAGCUCAGCAACCUAGGCCUAGGAGAAAAGGCAAAACUGGAAUGGAAGAUGGGGCUGCUGCUGUCGCUGCUGGAACUGUGUUUAGCAAACACCAUAACAGCAUUCUCAGUGGUGGCUUACUUCAUCCCGGGGUCAACUGUAUAAGUUUCACUGGCAUUGCAAUUUCAAAGGCAGGAAUGAUCCCUCUUCAGUUGGAGUUGGGUGGAAAAGAUGUCUGCCUUGUGCUGGAGGAUAUAGAUCUUGAUUUGGUUGCAGCAAACAUUAUCAAAGUAGGCUUUUCAUACAGUGGCCGAAGAUACAAAACCAUUAAGGUGGUGGUGGUGAUGGAAUCUAUAGCUGGUGCUCUAGUAGGAAAAAUGAAUGCAGGAGUUGUAAAGCUGAGAGUUGGGCAGCCAGAGGAUAACUGUAACAUCACUCCAGUGGUUAUAGAAUCAUCUUCGAAUUUCAUUGAAGGACUUGUCAUGGAUGUCAAAGAGAAAGGAGCAAGCUUUUGCCCGGAAUGGGUUAAUUACCUCAUUUGGCCCUUGCUUCUAGAUAAUGUAAGAGCUGAUAUGAGGACUGCAUGGGAAGAGCCAUUUGGAUUUGUUCUUCCAGUUAUCAAGAUCAAUUCUAAUGAAGAAGGAACCCAUCGUUGCAAUGCUAGCAAUAAACAAAUUCAAGGUUGUUUGUUCAUAAAAGACAUCAAUAGAGCUGUGUUGAUAAGUAAUGCAACGGAGACCGGAAUAGUUCAAAUCAACUCUGCACCAGCUUAUAGUCCAUAUCAUUUUCCUUUUAAGUGCUUGAAGGACAAUGGAAUUUCAUCACAAGGCAAAACCAACAGCAUUAACAUGAUGACCAAAGUCAAGAGCACUGUCAUCAGCUUUCCAAGUUCUUCUUACACCAUGGGUUAG